Pyrenophora tritici-repentis Pt-1C-BFP is the source of this 1022-nucleotide messenger RNA. RefSeq lists its product as uncharacterized. NCBI's taxonomy places the organism in Eukaryota, Fungi, Ascomycota, Dothideomycetes, Pleosporales, Pleosporaceae. The record is from RefSeq and is a predicted model, not a curated record.
AUCAUUUCUAUUUUCACUAUGACGUUUACUACGAGAGCUAUUCUGCUCAACUUAGCAACUGCAGUGUAUGCGCAAUACGGACCUAAUGGACAGUACGGCCCCGGAUUUCAUGGGCGAGGUGGCGGCGGCGGCGGCGACGGUCACGGUUACGGUUACGGCGGCAAUGGCCAUGCUACGCAAUACGGUGGUGACGGUGGCAAUGACCAUGCUUCACAAAACGGUGCCAACGGCGGCAAUGACGGCAAUGGCUUUGUUUCGCAAAACGGCGGCAGACCGGAGGACUUCUCUAGCUUCAGCUCAACAUCCCGACGCGAGCUCAUAGUAGCUCACGGUGUGCUAGCAGCCCUAGCAUUCGUCCUGCUCUUCCCGGUCGGGUCAAUCUUGAUACGACUAGGCUCUUUCCGCGGAGUAUGGAUCAUACACGGCUUAUUUCAGCUCUUCGCUUAUGUGAUCUACAUUGCGGCCUUCGGAAUCGGUGUAUGGAUGAUCAACACCAUCCCGGUCGAUAUGCUCAGCAACUACCAUCCGAUUAUCGGCAUCACCGUUUUCGCGCUGCUGUUUUUCCAACCUAUCCUGGGCUUCAUCCAUCACGUUCAGUACAAGAAGUAUAGUCGCCGAACAGUGUGGUCUCACGGACAUUUGUGGCUCGGACGUUUUAUCAUUACCUUGGGUAUGAUCAACGGCGGUCUUGGUUUGCUUCUCGCUUCCGAUGCCCCGGAUUCCACCGGACAUGCUCCAAGCCGGGGCCAAAUCGUCGCAUAUAGUGUGUUUGCCUGUAUCAUGUGGCUGCUCUGGGCAGCAGCAGCUAUUCAUGGUGAGAGAAAGAAGGUGAUUUCUAGGGCAGCGGCCGCAAACAAGGAGGUCGAAACUAGCACGCCGCGUCAUCCCACUGACAACAAGUUGCCCUUUGCACAACGAGUUUACAUCUGAUUAUUUACGACUGCACCUUGAAACCUCCGUACAUAGCGAUGCCUCCCACUACCAAUGACCUUACGAAUAUUCAAUCUAUAUUAUCAUGAUCA